Pipistrellus nathusii (Nathusius's pipistrelle) is the source of this 1515-nucleotide messenger RNA. The record is from the annotation of a GenBank genome assembly. Lineage: Eukaryota; Metazoa; Chordata; Mammalia; Chiroptera; Vespertilionidae.
AUGAGCCGCGCCGCGGGGGAGCUCGCCCCUUCGCUCCUGGGGCUGGGGCUGCUGCUGUGCAGCUGGGCGUGCCCCGGGGGCGCCGGGCUGCGGGCCCCGCCGGACAGGAUCGCCAUAAUUGGAGCUGGAAUCGGUGGCACUUCGGCAGCCUACUACCUGCGGCAGAAAUUUGGGAAAGAUGUGAAGAUUGACCUGUUUGAAAGAGGCGAGGUGGGGGGCCGCCUGGCCACCAUUACCUUACAGGGGCAAGAGUAUGAAGCAGGAGGCUCUGUCAUCCACCCUUUAAAUCUGCACAUGAAGCGUUUUGUCAAGGACCUGGGUCUCUCUACUAUUCAGAGCUCUGGUGGUCUAAUAGGGGUCUCUAACGGAGAUACUCUGGUGUUUGAGGAGAGCAGCUGGUUUAUAAUUAACAUAAUUAAACUAAUCUGGCAAUAUGGAUUUCAGCCCCUUCGAAUGCACAUGUGGGUAGAGGAUAUAUUAGACAAGUUUAUGAGGAUCUACCGCUACCAGUCUCAUGACUAUGCCUUCAGUAGUGUAGAAAACUUACUACAUUCUCUCGGAGGGGAUGACUUCCUUGGAAUGCUUAACCGGACAUUUCUUGAAACCUUACAGAAAGCAGGUUUCUCUGAGAAAUUCCUUGAUGAAAUGAUUGCUCCCAUCAAUAGGCUCAAUUAUGGCCAAAGCAUGGACAUCAAUGGCUUUGUAGGGGCAGUGUCGCUAGCUGGUGCUGAUUCUGGCCUUUGGGCAAUAGAAGGUGGCAAUAAACUUGUUUGUUCAAGGCUUCUUCAGGCUUCCAAAAGCAACCUUAUAUCUGGCUCAGUCAUGUACAUAGAGAAAACAAGAACCAAGCAGACAGGAAACCCCACAAAAAUGUAUCAAGUGGUCUAUCAAACUGGAUCUGAGACCCGUUCAGACUUUUAUGACAUCGUCUUGGUGGCCACUCCAUUGAAUCGAAAAAUGUCCAAUAUAACUUUUCUCAACUUUGAUCCUCCAAUUGAGGAAUUCCAUCAACACUACCAACAAAUAGUGGCAACUUUUAUUAAGGGGAAGUUGAAUUCAUCUUCUUUUAACUCCAGAGCUUUAGAUGAACUUGGUCUCAGUACAAUCUUAACCACUGACAAUUCACACUUGUUUAUCAAUAGCAUUGGAAUUGUGUCCUCUGUAAGAGAAAAUAAUAAUCCUCAACCAUCAACAGAUGGAGCUUUUGUUUGGAAGACCUUUUCCCCGGAAACUCUUACUAAGGAGCAACUUUUAAAGCUCUUUUUGUCCUAUGAAUAUGCUGUGAAGCAGCAGUGGCAUGCAUAUCCUCACUAUAAGCCUCCAGAGAAAUGCUCCUCCAUCAUACUCCAUGACCGACUCUAUUACCUCAAUGCCAUGGAGUGUGCAGCAAGUGCCAUGGAAAUGAGUGCCAUUGCAGCCCACAAUGCCGCUCUCCUCGCCUAUCAUCGCUGGAACGGGCACACGGAUAUGAUUGACCAAGAGGAUUUGUAUGAGAAACUGAAAACUGAACUAUGA